AAGACACUAAAGGAAUAGGCCCCGGUGCAUGGGACAGAGGACACUUGCUGAGCUUCCGUGGCCCUUCUCCCAGGGACUGAGGGGGAUCGGACCGUGUGCUUCUGAGGCAGGCCGGCCCCAGCUGCUGGGGCGCUGAUCUGGGGAACUGGAAACCUGGUCCAAAGAAAGGACCCCAGAGCCAGCCGGCUUCCCCCGGGGCUGCCGAACUCCCUGUCUUUUGUCCCUUUCACUCUCCAGUACCCCACCCAGUGCACCCUCCCCAGCCCCCAGGCCCCAGGCCCCAGCCCUCAGUCCCGUCUCUCUGGGACCUGGCUGCCUCAAGCAGGGCCCAGUGAGGGCAGAGAAGGGGAGGAGGACUCUUGCUCCCAGGCUCUUCCCCACGCUUCCACACAGGGCUGGGCAAGGUGAGCGGGGAGAGGCAGCAGGAGAGGGGAGCCAGCAUCCCCUCCCCCGCUUCUCUCCCUCCCCCUGGCGCAGUUUUAGUCCGGGAGGAGGAGAGUGAAAGUGAAAGAGAAGCGGCAGCUAGGCCGCGGAGGGAGCUGGGGUGGGACAGGGCCGAGCGGGGCCGCGGGUCUGUACAGGCAGACGGACCCACAGACAGACCGAAACCUGCAGAGACCCACAGCUCCACAGACUGUUAGACCGACUGGGCCUCCUCUCGGCCUCCUGCCUGCCAGGACCUCCCUGGAAUCCAUGGGUGGCCCGGGCCUGAGCGCCCUGCUCCUCUUCUGCUGGGCAGGGGCUACCUGGGCCGAGCUGGAUGAGUCUGGGAGGAUCCACCGAGGAGUCGAUUUGAUCCUGGACUGCAGCUUGGCCAAAGAUGAUGGGCAUCACUGGGGCCUCUCUGCCAGCAAGUUGAACAUGGCUCCGGCCACCCUGGUGCUGAAGCAAGUGCCGGUCCCCGAUGAUGGCAUGCUGGACGGCUUCACUGACUUCCCGGGGGUCUCCGAGGCCCAGGGAGACACCCCCAUUGCUUUUGAGGCCUCAGUGGACCAGGUGCAGCUUCCUCAUGCUGAGGUCUUGCUCCACGCCGCCUGCCAAGAAAAGGUGGUGACCUGUGAACUCUCUCACCUCCCUCAGACAGGACAGGAGGCCACUUCCCAGGGCGUGGCCUAUUUCAUCAGCAGCAUUCAGGUGUCUGGGGGAGAGUUCAGCGUCUCCAUGGUGAUAAAGACUCUUCCGGGGAAGGAGAAGGGGGCUCCUUUGCAUCCCCAGCUGAACCUGCCCCUGUCCCCCCAGGGCACAGUGCUGGCUUCAGUGGAGUUCCAGGUGAUGACCCAGACGCCAUCUGUGCAGCACUCCCUGGGAGCCUUCGCCUCCUUGCACUGUGGCUUCUCCGUGGCCCCUGGCUCUGGUCCUCUCCAAAUUGAAUGGCGAUGGCAGCACCAAGGCCAGGGCCGGAGGGUUUAUUCUUGGGAAGCAGGGAAGGGGCAGGCUCUUCGGGCUGGGGCCUGGAUGGCGUCCACGGAGCUGCUGGAGGCUGGGAACGCCUCCCUCGCCCUGCCAGACCUGACCUUGAGGGAUGAGGGAACCUACAUUUGCCAGAUCUCCACCCACCAACACCAAGCUCAGCAGAUCAUCCACCUCAGCAUCCUGGAGACCCCUAAAGUGCGGCUGAACUUGGUGAACGAGGCCUCGUCCCCCACCCUCUUCUGCUCCAUGACUGGCUACUACCCCUUGGAUGUGUCUGUGAGCUGGAGCCGGGAGGAACCAGGUGGCAGCCCCACCUCGGCCAAUGGCGCCUACUUCUCCAACCACCGGCAGAGCAGUGUAGGCACCUACAGCCUCUCCUCCUCUCUGCAGGUGGAGCCCAGCCCCAAGGGGGCCACCUACAGAUGCCAGGUGUCCCACGUCUCCCUGACAGAGCCCAUUGUUUUGGAGAUCUGGGUGGCUCCUCCAGAAAAAGGAGCAUCCAUGGGAUUCUUCAUUGCCACUGGCCUAUUCUUUCUUGCCCUCUUGUUCCUGGGCUUCUGGAGAUGCCAAGCCAUCCAUGUGAACCCCAAGAGUCAUGGACUCCAGAGCAUGAAUUGAUGACUGAAGCCACCUAGCCCAGCCCAAAUCUGAAGAGGUGCCCCCCACAACAGGUCCAGUCUUUGCUCAGAGACCUCCUUCCCAAGAGCCAGCAGCACCCUGAUGGGAUGGUGGGAAGUUCUUUCUCACACCAAGCUUAGAUUCGACUUCAGUUGUACCUGGUUCUGCCCCCCAGAUCCAUGCAGGGUGCUUCUACCUCACCCCUGGUGAUCCUCUAUAUACUUGAAGGCAGCUCUCACUCUGCUCCCCACUCCAAGUUAGCUUUCCAGGUGUUGGAUGGGCAAGGUCAAGCUAGAUGACAUCAUCUGGUCCUGGUAGACUACCAAGAAUGUCUGGGUUCUACACCCUCCAUCCCUUCAGAGACUCAGGUCUCACCUAGAGUCCUUCAGUAAAGACUUCAUUCCAUCCAUAUUGCCAAGUGGAUCCUUUUUCGGGUAGGGGUGAGAUUUGAUGGCCUCUGAACUCCCUUCCAAAUCUCUGAUCUUCACUUGGCAUCCUCUACAGGCUUUCCUCCAGCUGGCCACCCUCUUCUGGCUACUCUUCAGCUCCCAAUGGCCUUCCUAAAAUGUGGUGCCCACCAUGGCUCACAGUGCUGUGGGCCAGGUGUGACAAGGGAGGGCAGAGCCCAGCUGUGCUGAUAACUGCUCUGCUCUUAGCUAGUGUAGCCCAAGAUGGCGCUCCCAUUCUUUGGCCAUCAUUUCAGAUGGUUGACUCAUAUUGAGUUUUUAAUUCACUCAAAAGCUCAGAUUUUUUCAGAGAAAUAGCUAUUUCCCUCUUGUACUUGUGAAGUUUAUUUUUGGGGCUCAACUGUAAGACUGUCCUUCCAUGCUCAUUAGGUUUCAUUUGAUUAAUUUGGAGCAGGCACACUGCUAGGGUAUGUUCUCUGCAUCCUAUUAUCUGGUUCUUACAAAGAACUGAUAUGGGAAGGUUCUAGAAGAAGGGGCAGAGAAAAACCUCCAGAUGCCUGGAGAUUCUGAAAUUCAUCCUGAGACCUGCACUGCAGGGCCAAGAGAGAGGCCAGUGUUGAGGGGAGGGACAGAGAGGGCACCGAAUAUAGGUCAACUUCUGGAGUGUAAAGUACCAAGGACAGGGAGAGGGGGUGGAAUCAGAGCCUGGGGAGUGAAUGGGGAUGCAAGGGGGAAAUGACUGGAGCCCUCCUCUCACAAACUCAACUCAACCUCAAUAAAAAUGGCUGUUCUGUUCUCACUUUCUCAGUGUCACUGUCACUGGCCAUCUCAUCCAAAUCUUCAGAGGAAGGGGAUGAGGAACAAGCCCUUAUUCUUGCCUCCCUUAUUCUCAUUUUCUGAUCAUCGCAGCUGAAUUCCUCACUCAAAAGUGAAGGGUGGACCCCAGCUGACCUGCAAAUGGUUUAAGGUAAUAAGUUAUUGGAUAUGACAUCUCACAAUGAAGCCCAAGGGGGCACCAUAUCACAAUGUAGACACACAUUGAGCUUGCAGUCCACUAAAACUCCGGAUCUUUUUCAAAUUAAACCCUGUCUAUCAAUGCCUCCUCAUCUUAUAGUUGUGAAGUUGGACAUUUAAACCCAGUUAUAAGACUGUUCCUUUAUCAUCAUUAAUUAAGCUCUAAUGAGAGGUAGACCUGUAAAAGAGACUUAUUUUCCAUUCAAGAUGUGACACAAGAUUGGUUUCAUGAUGAAGAAUGAAAGACCCCAUAGUAGCACCAUAGGCCCUCCAUGCCACU
This is a messenger RNA of Dromiciops gliroides (monito del monte), 3732 nucleotides long. It is a transcript of the gene TAPBPL, whose product is annotated as TAP binding protein like. The transcript is spliced from 7 exons. Bases 694 to 2031 code for a protein of 445 amino acids. The record is from RefSeq and is a predicted model, not a curated record. NCBI's taxonomy places the organism in Eukaryota, Metazoa, Chordata, Mammalia, Microbiotheria, Microbiotheriidae.